CAGAGAAAAAGGUCCGUGUUUAGAGAGAGAGAAAAAAAAAAAACUGGAUUCUAUUCUGAACAAGAGACGAGGAUCGUAGCGUCCAUACAUCUACACGUAGCUCAAACUUCUGGGGUGACCAACAAGAAGAUGGAGUGGCCUGCUUACCUAGAUGAGUACGAAAAGCUCGUUAUUCGCAUGACUACUCCCAGGGUCAUGAUUGAUAAUGCCGUAUGCCCUGAUGCAACCCGAGUUAUGAUUGAUAGUGCAAGAAAGCAUGAAGUUCUUCUGGAAGCAGUUCAAGUGCUAACCGAUCUAAACCUUUCAAUCAAGAAAGCAAACAUCUCCUCCGAUGGCCGGUGGUUUAUGGACGUUUUUCAUGUUACUGACUUGAAUGGGGAGAAGUUAACAGAUGAGAGUGUCAUCAAUUACAUUCAACAGUCCCUUGGAAGAACUCAGUAUGGAAGUUCAAAGAGUUUUGAUGGGCUAACUGCGCUAGAAUUAACCGGGACUGAUAGAAUCGGGUUACUCUCAGAGGUUUUUGCUGUGCUAUCCGAUUUGCAGUGCAGUGUAGUGGAGUCUAAAGUGUGGACUAACAAUGGCAGAAUUGCAGCUCUGAUUUAUCUCAAAGAUUGCGAUUCGGGGUCCCCAAUUGAGGACUGCCAGAAGAUGGACAGAAUCGGGGCUCGAUUGAGGUAUGUGCUCAAGGGGGACAAUGAUAUCCGGAGUGCCAAGACCUCGGUUUCCAUGGCGGUUAUGCAUCCCGAGAGAAGGCUUCACCAGAUGAUGUUUGCUGACCGGGAUUACGAGAGAAAACCGGUUGUUCCCGUGGUCUCGGUUUUGAAUUGUCUGGAAAGGGGAUACUCGGUUGUCAAUGUUCAUUGCAAGGAUCGUGCUAAGCUCCUGUUUGAUGUGGUCUGCACGCUGACAGAUAUGGACUAUGUCGUGUUCCAUGCCACGGUGAACACGGUUGGGGAUAGAGCAUCCUUGGAAUUCUUCAUCAGACACACGGAUGGAACCCCGAUUAGUUCUGAUGCUGAGAAACAGCGCGUGAUUCUUUGCCUCCAAGCAGCGAUUGAAAGACGAGCAUCUGAGGGGACACGCCUUGAGCUAAGUACAAGUGACCGACAAGGGCUAUUGGCCGAUGUGAUGAGAACGUUCAGGGAAAACGGCAUUAAUGUGAAGAGGGCUGAGAUAUCAACAAAAGGCGACACAGCUCAGAACGCGUUCUAUGUAACAGACGCGACUGGGAAUUGCGCUGAACCAAAAGCCAUCGAGGCUGUUCGACAGAAGAUCGGUUGGGGUGUCUUGGAAGUGAAGGAACUGCCGGUGAUGUAUCAUAGGGCUGCCGAAGAGGCUGAGCAGCCUGCGGGGGGCGUUGGCGGGGCAAUGUUGCUCUCACUUGGAAGCAUAGUAAGGAGGAACCUCUACAAUCUUGGAUUGAUCAAAUCUUGUUCUUGAAUGCAUUAUGAGGAGGCAUAGAAUCCCACUCCGGAACCCUAAUGUUUUCCACUACUCUUAGGGCUCGGGAUCGAGUGAUGUGAACUUAACUAAACAGAUCGAGGUUGUCGGGUCCAACAGUAUGUCAAACUAGGUUCACAUCGUUGUGUGACAGAGGUGUCGAGUCCAACAUCAAGUCGUGUCGAGUUCACAUCGACACAUUAGACAUAUAGUGUUGUGGUGAUGGUAGUUAGUUGUAGGCUAGACAGGUAGGUAUAUACAUUUGUUGAGAAGUAGAGAAAUGAAAAUAGAAACAAAAAGUUGGUAGAAGUGGAAUGGUGGUUGGUUUGUAGUUGUAAAUUGGUUGUUUGUUGCCGCCAAGGAGAUUUGAUUAGCUAGGUUAUAGGGAUAGGAAAUUGGUUGUGUACAUAUACAUUCCAACAUAUAUAAAUAUAUAUCCAAUAUUUUUUUAUUUGAUAAUCCAA
Molecule: messenger RNA, 1904 nt
Organism: Ipomoea triloba (trilobed morning glory)
Lineage: Eukaryota; Viridiplantae; Streptophyta; Magnoliopsida; Solanales; Convolvulaceae
Product: ACT domain-containing protein ACR8-like
Exons: 7
Coding region: 130-1440 (436 amino acids)
Source: RefSeq, a predicted model, not a curated record